ACAGCUGAACGAGUGAGGAGGGAGACCAACCGGGGGGGGCGAGAUAGAGAAAAACUGAGGGACAUUCCAAAACACAACACAAAUACACUUUAACGAGUUCAGGUUUAAAACAACGACGACGGCAACGAAGGGGGGUUAGCUAGCUAUCUAGCUUGCAGAAAGGAAGCCUGGGCAAGCGUAGACGGGCUUGCUUGCAUUCGUUUUUAUUUGUCUAUAACAGGCCCAGGAGAAAAGAAAUCUGAAGUGAACGACCAGUCAGCGGCGCCGUACAACAUAAACACAGCAGAAUCCGGUCUGCAAUCGGCGCUGAGCGGUAUUUGUUGAUGAUUCUAAGCAUUGGGUGGUCGGUGCACCUUGUUCCUCGCUAAUACUAGUGCAACGUGCCGUUAAUGUGUAAUAAUAACAAUAUAACGGAAUAUGCGGCUGCCUCCCACCGCCCAGUUAUUUGGCUGCCUGCGGCUUAAGUCUCCUGGUGGUUUUGAAAUCUUUCAACGCAUUUAAUUUAUGUAAAUAUCACAGUGCUAUCGUAGGUUAUUAAAGACUCUAGUACUAGGGGGAUAGGAACACAUAAUUAUACGCGUUAUGUAAUUAUAUGUAUUAUUGAUGCUUAUGAAUAUAAUUGAAGACACGCUUAUUUUGUAUUUCAAAUAUUAAUAAAGAUCAAACAUGGGGUUUCUUCACCAGCUGCACAUCCUACUGUGGAAGAAUGUGUCGUUGAAGCGAAGGGGUCCGUGGGUCCUGGCCUUUGAGAUUUUCAUCCCUCUUGUGCUCUUCUUCAUCCUGCUCGGGCUGCGGCUGAAGAAACCCUCCAUCCCUGUGAAGGAAGCCUUCUACACGGCUGCUCCUCUGACCUCGGCGGGGAUCAUUCCCAUCAUGCAGUCGCUGUGUCCUGAUGGGCAGCGGGAUGAGUUUGGCUUCCUGCAGUACAGUAACUCCACGGUGACACAGCUGUUGGAUCGGAUUAACGAGGUGGUUGAGCAGAAUAACCUGUUUGACCCGGACCGACCCGGGUUAGAGGAGGAGCUGGAAUCACUGCGCCACCACCUGGAGAGUCUAAGUACUGAGCCCAGCUCCCUGGAGAACCACUUAAACAACAGCCAUGCAGGCUUCACUCUGGGUUCGGUUCUGAAGGACCGGGAUGGGUUUCAGCAGUUCCUCUCCCGGAACCUCUCUCUCCCUAAUGACACGGCCACACUCCUGCUCUCCUCCAGCGUUGAUCUCAAAGAGGUGUAUCGUCUGUUCUUCGGCUCGUACCCAAGUUCACGUGGUGUGGACAGUGUGUUGGACAGCGAGGCAUGGGAAGGGUACGGACCGGGAGAGAAGAUGCUGCAGCUGGAGGAGCACCUGCUUGGAGGCUGGAGGAACCUGGAGGAGGGGCUGAUCCACAAGGCUCUGAGCGACCCAGAGAAAAUUGCUCACAGGCAGGCUCUGCUUCGCCUCCUCACCCAGGCUCUAGGUCUGUCAGGGGCUGCAGCGUUCGGGCAAGGCUACGAUACACAGGGCUUGAAAGAGAUGGAGAACAUCCUGCUGACCGCUGGCGUCCUGGAAUUGCUGACGUGCGGCAACGAUGGAAGAGGGGGCGGGGAGAGCGAGCUGCGACGAAUCCUGCUGGUCCCAGAGAGCCAACAGGCACGCCUCCAGGCCUAUCGCAGCGCAGUUUGCAGUGGAGGGGCGGGGCCACGGGUGCAGAGGUUUUCCGAGCUGGCCAGGGAGCUGAGAGAGCAGAUCGACACUCAGAGAGUCAUCAGCAAGCUGAAGCUGCAGGAGGUGAACAGCACAGCGGUCCAGCGCCACCUGGGGGCCCUGCUGCAGGACCUGUCAGAGGUGGAGAGGAUCCUGCGUGAUGUGGACGUCCUCUCCGCUCUCGCCAAGCUGCUGCCCAAGGGGGCGUGUGCCGGCAAGCAAGCCCCGCCCCCUGCCAACACCACAGCCUGGAGCGCCAACACCACGGUCACCGCGACGACAGGCUGGAGCAACUCGAGCGAGGGGGGCAACAACGACGGGGGGCCAGGCAGUGCCAAGGAAGAAGAAACCCCCCCCUCCCAGUUCUCAGCUUUCGUUCAGCUGUGGGCCGGCCUGCAGCCCAUUCUCUGUGGCAACAACAGGAUCAUCGAACCUGAAGCACUCAAGCAGGGCAACAUGAGCUCUCUGGGCUUCACCAGCAAGGAGCAGCGGAACCUGGGUCUCCUCGUCCAUCUCAUGACCACCAACCCAAAGAUCCUGUACUCCCCGGUGGGCUCCGAGGCUGACAAGGUCAUCCAGAAGGCUAACGAGACAUUUGCAUUCGUGGGCAACGUGACUCACUAUGCCAGGGUGUGGCUCAACAUCUCGGCCGAGAUCAGGACGUUCCUGGAGGAAAGGAAACUGCAGAACAGGAUACUGUGGCUACAACAGUUCACCUCUGACCUCCGCAAGCACCCGGAGCUACUGAAUGCCUCGGACAAUGACAUCAUCAGGAGUCUGAUUGACAGCAACUUCACCAUGCCCAACUCCAGCACCCUCCUGCAGCAGCUGGACACCAUUGACAACGCGGCCUGCGGCUGGAUCCAGUUCAUGUCCAAGGUGAGCGUGGAUGUCUUCAAGGGCUUCCCCAAUGAGGACAGCAUCGUUAAUUACACCCUGAACCAGGCCUACCACGACAACGUGUCUGUCUUUGCCAGUGUGAUCUUCCACACUAAUCCGGACGGCUCCCUGCCUCCCCACGUCAUGUACAAGAUUCGUCAGAACUCAAGCUUCACGGAGAAAACCAACGAGAUCCGCCGUGCCUACUGGAGACCGGGCCCCAACACAGGCGGACGGUUCUACUUCCUGUACGGCUUCGUCUGGAUACAAGACAUGAUGGAGCGAGCUAUCAUCAACACCUUCGUGGGACAUGACGUGGUGGAGCCGGGGAACUACGUGCAGAUGUUCCCCUACCCUUGCUACACCCGAGAUGAUUUCCUCUUUGUGAUCGAGCACAUGAUGCCCCUGUGCAUGAUGAUCUCCUGGGUCUACUCCGUGGCCAUGAUGAUCCAGCACAUUGUGGCUGAGAAGGAGCAUCGCCUCAAAGAGGUGAUGAAGAUGAUGGGGUUGAACAACGCUGUGCACUGGGUGGCCUGGUUCAUCACUGGCUUCGUCCAGCUCUCCAUCUCCGUCACCGCGCUCACUGCCAUCCUCAAAUACGGCAAGGUGCUGAUGCACAGCGACCCCUUCAUCAUCUGGCUCUUCCUCAGCAUCUACGCCGUGGCAACCAUCAUGUUCUGUUUCCUGGUCUCUGUUCUCUACUCGAAGGCCAAGCUGGCGUCUGCGUGCGGCGGGAUCAUCUACUUCCUGAGCUACGUGCCGUACAUGUACGUGGCGAUCCGGGAGGAGGUGGCCCACGACAAGAUCACCGCCUUCGAGAAGUGUAUCGCGUCCCUCAUGUCCACGACCGCCUUCGGCCUGGGCUCCAAGUACUUUGCACUGUACGAGGUGGCUGGGGUUGGCAUCCAGUGGCACACCAUCCACCAGUCUCCAGUGGAGGGUGACGACUUCAAUCUGCUGCUGUCCAUGAUGAUGCUGAUCAUCGACGCCACUGUGUAUGGAGUGCUCACCUGGUACAUCGAGGCCGUCCACCCAGGCAUGUACGGCCUGCCACGGCCCUGGUACUUCCCCCUGCAGAAGUCCUACUGGUUGGGCAGCGGGCGUGUGGAGACCUGGGAGUGGGUGUGGCCAUGGUCUCGUAGCACUAGGUUAAGUGUGAUGGAGGAGGACCAGGCCUGUGCCAUGGAGCACCGGCGCACAGAGGAGACCCGAGGGGUUGAGGAGGAACCCAGUCACCUGCCCCUGGUCGUGUGCAUCGACAAGCUGACCAAAGUGUACAAGAUGGGCAAGAAGCUGGCGCUCAACAAGCUGAGCCUGAACCUGCACGAGAACCAGGUGGUGUCCUUCCUGGGUCACAACGGGGCGGGCAAGACCACCACCAUGUCCAUCCUGACCGGACUGUUCCCCCCUACUUCUGGCUCGGCCACUAUCUACGGGCACGACAUCCGUACGGAGAUGGACAAGAUCCGCAAGAACCUGGGCAUGUGUCCACAGCACAAUGUGCUCUUUGACAGGCUGAGCGUGGAGGAACACCUCUGGUUCUACUCGCAGCUCAAGGGCAUGGCGGAGGAGGAGAUCCGCAAGGAAAUGAACAAGAUGAUUGAGGACCUGGAACUCUCUAACAAGCGGCACUCCCUGGUGCAGACGCUGUCAGGGGGGAUGAAGAGGAAGCUCUCUGUGGCCAUCGCCUUCGUGGGUGGCUCCCGCGCCGUCAUCCUGGAUGAGCCCACAGCCGGGGUCGACCCCUACGCACGGCGAGCUAUCUGGGACCUUAUCCUCAAAUACAAGCAGGGGCGCACCAUCCUGCUCUCCACUCACCACAUGGAUGAGGCGGACUUGCUGGGUGACCGCAUCGCCAUCAUCUCUCAUGGGAAGCUCAAGUGCUGCGGCUCCCCUCUCUUCCUCAAGAGCACCUACGGAGACGGCUACAAGCUGACCGUAGUCAAGAAGCAGAGCGACUCCAGCAACCCAGCUCUAGGCCAGCCUCUCGGCACCCAGCCUCCCUCUUCCUCCUCCUCUCUCAGCCCAUGCUCGGAGGUCCGGGUCACCCAGUUCAUUAAGAAGUACGUGGCUUCAUGUCUGCUCGUCUCCGACUCCAACAGUGAGCUGUCCUACGUGCUGCCCUCAGAGGCUGCCAAGAAGGGCUGCUUUGAGAGGCUUUUCCAGGCCCUGGAGCAGAACCUGAACAGCCUGGCCCUCACCAGCUUCGGGCUGAGGGACACCACGCUGGAGGAGGUCUUCCUCAAAGUGUCCGAGGAGGACCAGUCCCUGGAGAACAGCGACGCUGACCUGAAGGAGUCUCCUCGCGAAGGGAAAGCUGCCAUGCAGUGUGCAGAUCCGCCAGCGGAGGGUGCUGAGAAGCCGGAGGUGGAGCUCAGUAACCUGGUGAAGUGUUCGCAGCUCAGUCACUCCCAGGGCUCGCUGCGCUCCGUCUCCUCCUCAGCCGGGUCUGUGCGCGGGGAUGAGGGCGGGCUCUACUCCGAGUUCUACGGGGAUUACUGUCCGCUCUUCGACGCCAACGAUGACCCAGACAACGUCAGCUUGCGAGCGGAGCCCGAAUCAGACCCAGAGGUGCCAGUGCUGGAGGGCCAGGGCAGUUUCAAGCUGGAGGGUUCCUGGUUGAAGCUGCGUCAGUUCCACGGGCUCAUCGUCAAGCGCUUCCACUGCGCCAAGCGCAACACCAAGGGACUGUUCUCCCAGAUCCUGCUGCCGGCCUUUUUCGUGUGCGUCGCCAUGACUGUGGCGCUCUCCGUGCCAGAGAUAGGUGACCUGCCCCCUCUGAUCCUGUCUCCCUCACAGUACCACAACUACACCCAGCCCAAAGGCAACUUCAUCCCCUACGCCAAUGAGGACCGUGUCGAGUACAGGAGUAGGCUUUCCCACGAUGCCAGCCCCCAGCAGAUUGCCAACACACUGCGCCUGCCCUCGGGGGUGGGAAGCACCUGCGUCCUCAAGACCCCCUUCAACAGCACGCUGGACCAGCUGGCACAGACCCUCAACCUCAACUCCAACGAGUCCAAGAUGCUGGCAGCCCAGUACUUCGACUCCAUGUGCCUGGACUCCUUCACCCAGGGCGUGCCCCUGUCCAACUUCGUCCCCCUUCCACCCUCCCCUGCGCCCUCCGAAUACCCAGAGUCCAGCUUCGAGGAGGGGCUGCGGGCAUGGAACCUCACCACCACCCCCACCACAGUCAAGGAAGCGGUGACCUCCACCCCGCCCCUGCCCCACACUAUCCACGAGCCUGUACGAUGCACCUGCUCAAUGCAGGGCACUGGCUUCUCCUGCCCCAGCGGGGUCGGGGGACACCCCCCCCAGAUGAAGGUGGUGACCGGGGACAUCCUGGUGGACAUCGCGGGGCGCAACUUCUCAGAGUACCUGCUCUACACCUCCGACCGUCUGCGCCUGCAUAGGUACGGUGCACUGACCUUCGGCAACAUCCAGAAAUCCAUCCCAGCAUCGUUUGGGGUCCAGACUCCAAUGGUGCGGAAGAUCGCAGUCCGGAGAGCUGCGCAGGUGUUCUAUAACAACAAAGGGUAUCACAGCAUGCCCACCUACCUGAACGCUCUGAACAACGCCAUCCUGCGAGCCAACCUGCCCAAGAGCAAGGGGAACCCGGCUGCCUACGGCAUCACCGUGACCAACCACCCGAUGAACCGGACCAGCGCCAGCCUGUCCCUCGACUACCUGCUGCAGGGCACAGACGUGGUCAUCGCUAUCUUCAUCAUCGUGGCCAUGUCCUUCGUCCCGGCCAGCUUCGUGGUCUUCCUGGUGGCAGAGAAGUCCACCAAAGCCAAGCACCUGCAGUUUGUGAGCGGGUGUGACCCCGUCAUCUACUGGCUGGCCAACUACGUGUGGGACAUGCUGAACUACCUGGUCCCAGCCACCUGCUGUGUGCUGAUCCUCUUUGUGUUCGACCUGCCCGCCUACACUUCCCCCACCAACUUCCCAGCGGUCCUCUCGCUCUUCCUGCUCUACGGGUGGUCAAUCACGCCCAUCAUGUACCCCGCCUCGUUCUGGUUCGAGGUGCCCAGCACAGCCUACGUCUUCCUCAUCGUUAUCAACCUCUUCAUCGGCAUCACCGCCACCGUCGCAACCUUCCUGCUGCAGCUCUUCGAGCACGACAAGGAUCUGAAGCUAGUGAACAGCUAUCUCAAGUCGUGUUUCCUGAUCUUCCCCAACUACAACCUGGGUCACGGGCUGAUGGAAAUGGCUUACAACGAGUACAUCAACGAGUACUACGCCAAGAUCGGCCAGUUUGACAAGAUGAAGUCACCCUUCGAGUGGGACAUCGUGACGCGGGGUCUGGUCGCCAUGACGAUCGAGGGCUUUGUCGGAUUCUUCAUCACCAUCAUGUGCCAGUACAACUUCCUGAGGAAGCCACAGCGGCUUCCGGUGUCUAGUAAGCCGAUCGAUGAUGACGACGUGGACGUGGCGUGUGAGAGGCGGAGAGUGCUGCGGGGCGACGCUGACAACGACAUGCUGAAGAUCGAGAACCUCACCAAGGUAUACAAGUCCCGGAAGAUGGGGCGCAUCCUGGCGGUGGACCGGCUGUGUGUGGGGGUGCGGCCAGGGGAGUGCUUCGGUCUGCUGGGGGUCAACGGGGCUGGCAAGACCACCACCUUCAAGAUGCUGACCGGCGAUGAGAGCACCACAGGGGGAGAAGCCUUCAUCAGUGGGAGGAGUAUCCUGCGCGACUUGUUGAAAGUGCAGCAGAGUCUGGGGUACUGCCCGCAGUUCGACGCCCUGUUUGAGGACCUGACUGCCCGGGAGCACCUCGAGCUCUACACCCGUCUGCGCGGCGUGCCCUGGAAGGAUGAGGAGAGGGUGGUGAAAUGGGCUCUGGACAAGCUAGAACUGACAAAGUACGCAGACAAACCGGUCGGGACGUACAGCGGGGGCAACAAGAGGAAGCUGUCGACCGCCAUCGCCCUCAUCGGAUACCCCUCCCUCAUCUACCUGGACGAACCGACCACAGGCAUGGACCCCAAAGCCCGGCGCUUCCUGUGGAACCUGAUCCUUGACAUCAUCAAAACGGGACGCUCUGUAGUGCUGACAUCACACAGCAUGGAGGAGUGUGAGGCUCUCUGCACCAGGCUGGCUAUCAUGGUCAACGGACACUUCAAAUGCCUGGGAAGCAUUCAGCACCUGAAAAACAGGUUUGGGGAUGGCUACAUGAUCACGGUGCGCACCAAGUCCAGCCUCAACGUCAAGGAGGUGGUGCGAUUCUUCAACAGGAACUUCCCGGAGGCCAUUCUCAAGGAGCGCCACCACACCAAGGUGCAGUACCAGCUCAAGUCCGACCACAUCUCCCUGGCACAGGUCUUCAGUAAGAUGGAGCAGGUGGUGGAGGUGCUGGGCAUUGAGGAUUACUCUGUGAGCCAGACCACCCUGGACAACGUGUUUGUGAACUUCGCAAAGAAGCAGAGUGAUAACCUGGAGCAGCAGGAGAGCACCCCCCUUGGAGGGAACGGCCAGUCUCCCCUGAAGCGAGUCCUGAAUCUGCUGCGACCGCGAGCCACCAACACAGAGCUGCGGGCACUGGUGGUGGAGCCGGAGCCAGAGGAGCUGGAGAGUGACGAUGAGGGGCUCAUCAGCUUCGAGGAGGAGAGGGCUCAGCUGUCAUUCAACACGGACACUCUGUGCUGAGAGCAACAUAAGGGACCGGGAUAGCCAUCUUCUGGAAUGAAACAAAGAGGAGGACACAGUCUUGCAGCUCGCUGGUCCCAGAGGGAGGAUGUUGUGCUGGAUUUAGAGAAGCUGCUGGCACUUUAAAGUCUUUUAAAACAUUUUUUUUUAAAAAAAAAAACAUUUGAAACUUUCUUUUAAACCACUCCCUUCAACUGAACCAAGCAACAUGACCCACUUGAAUGCUGCUUUAGACUGUGAAUGUUUGGGGUUUCUUUUGUUCGCAUUUCAUUGUUACUGCAGGACCUGUAUUUCAGACUCAUUUGUUGUCGGUUGCUGAAGGAAAAAGAUCCCUGUUGCUGCUGCUGUGGAUUGAUUUUCUUAAGUGAAGAGGGAGUAAUGUGUUGUAAAUAUGUGCUCUAUACGCCUUUCUCUACAGCUCAGCUCAGUCUGCUGGGCUGAUCCAGUCUUGUUUGGGGUCUGGGAGCUGUGCAGUGGUGGUGUCGUGCCCUGCCUUUGUAUGCAGUUGUCUUCACGUUCCGGGUUUAAUGCAGAAGCCCAGUUCAUAUCCGUCUUUCCCGUUUCCUGUUGAAUUAAUCCUAAAAACCAUGCUUCUCUUCCUCCCUGAGCUAAAAUCGAGCUUGCAAAUGAACCUGUUGUUUUGCUUAGUUUUAUAUAUCCUAACAGCCGUGUGCGCAGGCUGUAACUUAGCGAGGUAAUCAACCCUGUCAUUAUAUCAUUUACAGGCUGGAUUAACACCAGGCACUAAGCACCAGUCUUUCAACUCCCCCAAAUGUUCUCAAUGAGAAGGCUGCAGAGGCCGUUAAAAAUAAGUUAAUCCAAGUUAAUUGAGCAGACUGAACUGACUAAAUCCUUAUGUCUCCAUUUCAGUGUAACUGGAAUCCAUUCCUCAAAGACCUGUCAAAUAUGAGUGCAGUUCUUUUUUUCUUCCCCCAAACCCUUGAAAUGUAACACUUGAAAUGUAUUUGCUUACAAUUGUAAGUCGCCCUGGAUAAGGGCGUCUGCUAAAAAAUAAAUAAUAAUAAUAAUAAUAAUAAUAAUAAUAAUAAUAAUAAUAAUAAUAAUAACCCCCUUGUAAUGAAAAUAUGUUACUGUUGAACAUGACAACAGUAUGGAUCGUCAUCAGGUUGCACCCGUCACUAUAUAGCUGGGAUCUUCUUUUUGCCAGCUCCCACUGGAGUGAGUCAGGUUGUACCCUCAUCAGGGUGGACAGAUGACUCCCAGUUUUCAACAGUUUGAGCCGGUCCAUGUUUUUUUUUUUUUUGUAAGUGGAAACACGGUACCUCUCCCUCUAGAGAGUAAUUUUGUCUCUUCAGCUCGCCGUGAAACCUGGAUUGACUGUGGCGCGGAGGGAGGGUUUUUCUUGUUCUGUGCAUUUUAUUGGGAAUGGCAAGGAUGUGAUUUGUGAGGUGUGCAGUACAGUGCUGAAAUUCUAACAGUUUACAGUCAUUUCAACAGAAUAACCUGCGUUGGGUGUGAAAUGUAGGUGGCCCCGCUGUUCGUUUUUGUUUUUCUCUGGGCUUUGUUCGGAGAUCAAAGUAAAUCCUUUUUUAAUGGGAUUAACAGGCCGCACCUUUGUACCCGACUGCCGUUUUGAGGUUUAGUUUUCUUUUAGCUUUGCCUGCUGGGAAUGGGGCUGCAUUCAAGAUCAGUGAUUGUCCGUCAGUGCUGUUGCUGGGAUACCAUCACUAGCAGACACCAUGUCACUCUGCUCAGCCAUGAGCAUGUAACUUGUAACCCAAGUUCUAUUCGUUAACGGAGACUGGAACGAAUAAAAUCGGGGAAUAAGUGAUUCCGUUGACGAUAAGAGAAACAAAUGGAACAGAAUUCAGAAAAAGAAACAAAAAAGGGGGUCUUUAAAACCAACAUUUAAAUAAUCCAAAUGUGUUUUCAGCUGCUUGCAAGAAAUAGGAGUAAGAAAUCAUCUUUAAAACUAAAGCUGAAAUAGAAACUGAAACACAUUUAAUAGUAAAACUGAAACUAAAUGUGAGCUUAAACAAAAUCUGAAAUAUCUCAACUGAAGUAAUGUUGCUUGUGACUGGUGCUGAUGGCUAUCGAACGAUCAGAUCUGUUUAUACUCUGAUGGGGAAUGUUCCAAUUCUGAAUGGUGCCCAACGUAUUUACUUACUGCCAAUUUGCUGAGACAGCGAGAUAACAUAAUAGAGGAGAUAUUUGUUUUUUUUAUAUAACCCUAACGUUAUGUCUAAUAAUGAAGCUGUUGAGCCUGAAUAGUUAUUUUCUAGUAAAUAUAACCAGUGUCUGUGCUGUUUUUAUCCAUGCGUGGCUUGCACUCCGCUCCUAUUUACUGGCUACCCAAAGGAGGGAGGCUGUUAAAAGGAGCAUGUCUGGAAUGUCUAUGGUACUUAUUCCAUUUUUAACUUAUUGUAAAUGUACAUCUAUGAAAGAAAACAUAAAAAUCAGAAGUAGAAAAAGAACAUUAUUUUGCAAGUAAUGGAUUUCUAUUUUCAUUGUAAAAUGUAUAAAUUUGUAAAAACUAUUUUGUUGUAAAUGAUCGACCCGUUGUCAAUGUUGUAACGUUCCAUCCCGCAGCCGAUUUUAUCACGUGCCCCCCGUCUGACCUUUCGGUUUUCACCUUUUGUCCUCCUUGUGCUAAUUAAUGGACCAGUCAACCCUUCAGAUUUUAACCCCAGCACUCACCCAGUUGAUUGCUGGCCUGUCUCCUCCUGUAAAUUGGAAUUGUUUCUGCUCAUGACAAUACAAAUACCCAGACGGGGUCGUGUUUUAAGGAUAUUAACUUCUUCUUUAAGUCCCAUUCAAAUAACACAACAAAACUAAGAA
Molecule: messenger RNA, 11007 nt
Organism: Acipenser ruthenus (sterlet)
Lineage: Eukaryota; Metazoa; Chordata; Actinopteri; Acipenseriformes; Acipenseridae
Product: ATP-binding cassette sub-family A member 2
Exons: 49
Coding region: 667-8208 (2513 amino acids)
Biological process (GO): lipid transport; transmembrane transport
Cellular component (GO): membrane; intracellular membrane-bounded organelle
Molecular function (GO): lipid carrier activity; ATP hydrolysis activity; ATP binding
Source: RefSeq, a predicted model, not a curated record